AUGGGUUCCAGACUGAGCCGGCAGAGCAGCCUGGACAAUGAGAAUUUCUCCAAAAAGCGACGCAAGCUUCUAGACGGCACCGGAGAGAGCGACAGGGGCAGUCGGGGCGGCGGGGACUUUCUAUUUGCACUGAUGCUGAAAUCAGACAAACUGCCCGGGAUGCUGCGCAGGACCAACCACAGUCCGUACAUGAGGAGAGUUGCUUGGAUCAAAGAGAUACAGAAGCUGCUCCGUGACCGCAGCAUAGAGCAGGCAACCGACGUGCUCAAAUUACUGAGGAAGGAUCUGGGUUUAGAAGGAACCUCGCUCAACGACAUCUUGUACAAAAACGCUGCCUUCCUCAACCUCGUAGACCCGAUCUCGCAUGAACUGCUGCUCAGCUUGGCUCGAGAGAUGCAGUGUCCUAAGAAGGACGCAGACACCAUAAAGUCCUCUGAUAAGAUUUGCAGACAGCUGAUCUAUCACCUGACCCCGCACUCAAAGUGGCUGAGGCAGAGCAUGUCCAGACGGAAAUCCCAGGCCUGUCUCAAGACAACUCUACAGAAAAAGCUGUCCAGCGACUCUGUCGACUUGUCCGGUAUCCCUCUAUCCACUCGAGAUGUACGUCAAGUCGCCUUCUACCUCCAAAACAACAGAGACAGUGUGGUGGCUGUGGACAUCAGCUUCACUGAGCUCCACGAUGAGAACCUGAGGAUUCUCCUGCCUCUUCUGGCCUCACUGCCCAAACUCAGCACCCUGGCUCUCAACGGGAACCGCCUCACCCUGGCUAUACUCAAAGACCUCACCGAGAUGCUCAAAGACCCCAAGAUGUUCUCCAGCCUGGCCUGGAUCGACCUGGGCAAUAACGUGGACAUUUUCACCAUGCCUCAGCCGCUGCUGGUCGCAUUGCGUCGGCGCUGCAGCCUGAAGAGCAGCCUGCCUACUAUCUAUGAGUACACAGAGGGCCAGCCCUACUGCUACCACCUGGAGACUUCCAUUGAGGAGCCCAGCCACUACGAGGAGGAAGAAGAGGAGGAGGAAGAGGCGGAAGUUGAUGAGGAAGAUGUAGAGAACAAAUUUGAGUUGGAGCCGUGGGGUUUAGGGGAAAAGCAGGUCUCCAAAGACUUCACCCUUCACUACUGUGAAAGGUGA
Stegastes partitus (bicolor damselfish) is the source of this 1131-nucleotide messenger RNA. It is a transcript of the gene lrrc75ba, whose product is annotated as leucine rich repeat containing 75Ba. Lineage: Eukaryota; Metazoa; Chordata; Actinopteri; Pomacentridae. The record is from RefSeq and is a predicted model, not a curated record. Bases 1 to 1131 code for a protein of 376 amino acids. The transcript is spliced from 4 exons.